CUUCCCCAUCCCAGAUCCGCCCCAUCACAUAUACACAGAGCUGCACUGGCAUCCAGGGCACUGGCAGACACACAGGGUACAGGCAGCACCAGCAAGACUUUAAGAUUCUUCAUAAAUACAUCAAAGGACCCCAUAGCCCAAGAUGAGUGCGGCGCACGAGCAGGUGAACCUCAGCAGGCUGGAGGUGUGUGAUAUGAUGCGAGAGGAGCUGUACAGUGAGGAGGAAUUCCAUCAGACUCAGACGCAUAUUUUCAUUGUGGUUGGAGCAUCGGGCGAUCUGGCAAAAAAGAAGAUUUACCCUACGUUAUGGUGGCUUUACAACGACGGAUUGCUGCCACAGGAAACGUUUAUUGUAGGCUUCUCUCGUUCCAAGUUGACUGUGCAGGAUAUCCGGAAACAAAGUCAGCCAUACUUUAAGGUCACUGCAGAUGAUAAUGAGAAGCUGGAUUCGUUCUUCAAGAGGAACUCAUAUAUUUCUGGGCAAUAUUCAGAGGGUUCUUCCUUCAUGGCACUCAACAAGCACAUGGAGUCAUUGCCCAAUGGGUCAAAAGCCAACCGCCUCUUCUACCUGGCUCUGCCACCCAGCGUGUACCAUGAUGUAACCCGCAACAUUAAGGAGAACUGCAUGAGCACAGUAGGUUGGAACCGUGUGAUUGUGGAGAAACCUUUUGGUAAGGACCUAGAAAGUUCAAACCGUUUAUCUGAGCACAUCUCCUCCCUCUACCAAGAAAACCAGAUCUACAGAAUUGAUCACUAUCUUGGCAAAGAGAUGGUGCAGAACCUCAUGGUUCUCAGGUUUGGUAAUAGAAUAUUUGGUCCCCUUUGGUCUCGGGAUCACAUUGCCGCCGUCGUUUUUACAUUUAAAGAGCCAUUUGGAACACAGGGACGUGGUGGAUACUUUGAUGAAUUUGGAAUCAUUAGGGACGUGAUGCAGAACCAUUUGCUUCAGAUGUUGUGUUUGGUGGCAAUGGAGAAGCCAGUCUCAACUAAUUCUGAUGAUGUUCGAGACGAGAAGGUGAAAGUUUUGAAAUGCAUCUCGGAGCUGCCUCUCAGUAAUGUGGUGCUGGGUCAAUAUGUAGGAGAUCCCAAAGGGCAAGGGGAGGCUCAGAAAGGCUAUCUUGAUGACCCUACUGUACCAAAAGGAUCUUUAACUGCCACAUUUGCCACAGCUGUUCUGUACGUGCGGAAUGAGAGGUGGGACGGUGUCCCCUUCAUUAUGCGUUGCGGGAAGGCUUUGAAUGAGAGGAAGGCCGAGGUCCGACUCCAGUUCAGAGACGUUCCAGGAGAUAUAUUCCAGGGCCAGUGUAAGCGAAACGAGCUGGUAAUCCGAGUGCAGCCAGAUGAAGCCGUGUACACCAAAAUGAUGACCAAGAAGCCAGGAAUGUUCUUCCACCCAGAAGAGUCUGAGUUGGAUCUCACAUAUGGGAACAGAUACAAGGAUGUAAAGUUGCCGGAUGCGUAUGAGCGAUUAAUCCUGGACGUGUUCUGCGGCAGCCAGAUGCACUUUGUGCGCAGUGACGAACUGAGAGAAGCCUGGAGAAUUUUCACUCCUCUCCUACAUCAAUUGGAAAAGGAUAAAAUCAAACCCCAACCCUACGUAUAUGGCAGCCGCGGCCCCCCAGAGAGUGAUGAGCUGAUGCAGAAUGCUGGGUUCAGAUAUGAAGGCACUUACAAAUGGGUGAAUCCCCAUAAACUGUGAAACCACUUCCCACCCAACCUUUUUCAGCACACCCAGUCCUAGAACCUGAAAUGGUUUCCAGCCCACAGCUUUGGCAUAACCUGGGGACCAACCCACGUCUUACGUCGUUAGGGACUCCUGAUGUUUGCCGCUUAGUGCUUUUUUCAUUAUCUCAUCAUUUCUACAGAGCUAUUUUUUUUAAUUCCCAUAUUCUCCUGUUUUCAGUGACCCUGGGUGUGUGUUGGUUAAGCAGUACGGUUCUGUAAGACCCUAUGUUGCACUGGAAGUUUCGUUUGAGCGCACAACAGUUUUCAAAGUUUGUGGUCUUGUGGAACAGCUGCGUAUUCCAAAUUGAAAUGAGCAUCUUUUGAUGCCGACUUGUGUGUUAUAAAGAUUAAAAAAGUAAUAUGCUUAAAGGGAUAAUAAACCCAAUUUUUUUUCUUUAAUGAUUCAGAUAGAGCAUGCAAUUUUUAAGGAACUUUCUAAGUUACUCCUAUUAUCAAAUUUUCUUCAUUCUCUUGCUAUCUUUAUUUGAAAAACAAGAAUAUAAGCUUAGUAGCCGGCCCAUUUUUGGUUCAAAACCUGGGUUGCGCUUGCUGAUUGGUGGCUAAAUGAAGCCACCAAUCAGCAAGCGCUAUCCAGGGGGCUGAAGCAAAGCUUAGAUUCCUGCUUUUUCAAAUAUAGAUAGCAAGAGCAUGAAGAAAAAAUGAUAAUAAGAGUAAAUUAUAAAGUUGUUUAAUAUUGCUGCUUUGAGUAAUUAAAGAGAAAAUGUGAGUCUAGUAUCCCUUUAAGUGCAUUAGUCAUAAUUAAAAUAAAUAUUGAUUUAAAUGAUUAGUUUAAAUGAAGAGGAAACCGCGUUUUCUUUCAUGAUUUAGAUAGAACAUUCAAUUUCAAACCACUUUCCAAUUUUACUUCUGUUAUCAAAUUUGCUUCAUUCUCUUGUUAUCCUUUGCUGAAGGAAGAACUUUGCACUACUGGCAGCUAGCUGAACACAUCUAGUUAGCCAAUCAAAAGGCAUAAAUGUGUGUAGGCACCAAUCAACAGGAAGCUCCCACUGGUGUGGGAUAAGUGCAUAUACUUUUUCAACAAGGGAUACAAAAAGAACAAAGCACAUUUGAAAAUAAAAAUGAAUUUAAAAGUGUCUUAAAAUUAAAUUCUCUAUCUGAAUCAUGCCAGUUUAAUUUUGACUUUCCUAUUCAUUUAAAUAUUAGUUUAUUAGACUAACAAUAGCAAUUGCUAUCAUAUAUAAUAUCUGUCAAUGUAUCAAUGUUUUAAUUUUAGUAUUCUUUGAAAACUCUUAUAAAUCAAUAUUCAUUUUUAAUUCACAUGUAUCACCUUUGUGUAGACAUUUAUAGAUAUUGUAUUUUUUUUUUUUGGGGGGGGGGGGAUAUAUUUUACUUUGCAGUUUGGGUUAAAUAAAUACACCCAUCUAGUUUUUCUUUUUCUACAUCUUGUUCUGAAGAAUUAAAAUAUAACUUUUUUUAUUUUCUAAUUAAAAAAAGAAAUUGAUAUGACUAAGUAUAUUACUGGUGUAUAACAAUUUUGUAGUUUUACAUAUUAUUAUAGGGCAGUUGACUCAGACUUCCAAUGUCAGAUCCGUAUAUAUCUUUGCAUGCUUAAACAGGUCCAAAUUACACAUAACUCUGCAAGUUUGCAUGUGCUUAACAGCGUUAUAGAAUGUUAUAGCACGUUCGUAUUAACCAUAAAUUCUGAGUGGAUAAUAUAGAUUUUGCAAAUUUAUAUAACAAUAUACUCUCCUGUUAGCUAGAUUUAGUACAAGUAAUGUGGGAUUUUUUUUCUCUUAUAUUUCCAACGCGUUUCUUUCCGUAGACGGUUUAGCUGCAAUCUGCUCAGUUAUUCAGUACUGAGCUGACUCCAAGACCAUUAUUUGGUAUAAUCAUUUAAUCUCAUGGAAUAGCACAAGUUUAUUAAAAUCAUCCAUUUACUUCUUGUUUAUUCAACAAAAUUCCUCUUUUCCCCCCCUUUCUUUGACCUUUUAUAUACCAAUAAAUCCUUCUGCUACAGAUAGAUCAUUAUAGUUGCUCCAUUUAGAAGUGGGGCUUAAACCUUUAUGGGUCCCUGAAAUUGCUGUGUGGGGUGUAUAAAAAAUGUUAAAUGUUUUUGAGCUUUAUUAGAUGUAUUUUGAUAUUAUUUAGAUAUUAAAUACUUUACUGCACAUGAG
This is a messenger RNA of Bombina bombina (fire-bellied toad), 3860 nucleotides long. It is a transcript of the gene G6PD, whose product is annotated as glucose-6-phosphate dehydrogenase. The coding region runs from base 143 to 1699 and encodes 518 amino acids. The record is from RefSeq and is a predicted model, not a curated record. Gene Ontology annotation, molecular function: NADP binding; glucose-6-phosphate dehydrogenase activity. The transcript is spliced from 13 exons. Gene Ontology annotation, biological process: glucose metabolic process; pentose-phosphate shunt, oxidative branch. Lineage: Eukaryota; Metazoa; Chordata; Amphibia; Anura; Bombinatoridae. Gene Ontology annotation, cellular component: cytosol.